Molecule: messenger RNA, 4878 nt
Organism: Ustilago hordei
Lineage: Eukaryota; Fungi; Basidiomycota; Ustilaginomycetes; Ustilaginales; Ustilaginaceae
Product: related to TIF4631 - mRNA cap-binding protein (eIF4F), 150K subunit
Exons: 1
Coding region: 1-4878 (1625 amino acids)
Cellular component (GO): eukaryotic translation initiation factor 4F complex
Molecular function (GO): protein binding; translation initiation factor activity; mRNA binding
Source: RefSeq, a predicted model, not a curated record
AUGUCGAGUGAAUCCAAUCCAGUGGGCAACUCUAACCACCUCGCCGCCGCUGGCCCCAACGGUGAUGCCAACUCUCGUCGUCAGUCUGCAGUGAGCCUUCCCAAGGGUGCUGCCAACACCAGCCCCGCCGCCGCCAUCAAUUUUGGCUCAGUCCAUGACCAGAACGCCAUGCUCUCCUCGUCCCCCGCUGCCCAGCCUAGCUCCGGCCAGCAUCUUCACGGCGAGAAGCCUACCGUUUUUGGCUCCGUAGCCGCUCACCACCCUCAGUCCAAGAAGACCACCAUCGGCUUCGCUGGUGCCAAGUCUGACAACUCUAAUUCCACUUCUCCUAACCCUACCCCGCCCAAGUCCAUGGACUUUCAGAAGCUUUUCCAGGCUUCCAGCUCCCCUCUGCCAUCUCAGCCAACUGCUUCCAACCCAUCUGGCCCCUCAUCCCAGUCCAGCACAGCUCCCGCCUCCACCGCACCAUCCACACCACAGCCCAACGCUAGUGCACAGAACCAAGCUGGUUCUCGUCAUGCCUCGUCCAACUUGAGGCCUCCAUCAGCUACUUCUCACCUUCCUGCUGCCAGACCUUUUGAGCCUCAACGUUCGCCUUCCGCACACCAGGCUCAGGCUUCUAGAAUCGCCUCCCACGCCCCACCACACCAGCAAUUCCAUGCUCACCCACAAGCCGGUCCUCAGCAGCCUCGCUCUCCUCACAUGGCCAACGCUGUCCCCAUGCAGCCUAUCCAGCCUAUCGGAGGUCCAUGGCAGCACCAACAGCCCAUGCCUUAUGCUCCUCAGUACGGCUACCACCCUGGUUACGCUUAUCAGCCCCUCCCUCAGCACUGGCCACAGCAACAGCAGCCCGGCUACGAGAUGCCCGGCACUCCUCGCUCCCCUCGUCAUGCCAACCUUGGAUCAUCGCCCAUCGGUCCCAACGGCCUUCCCGGAACCCCCAAUAUGGCUCCCUCCACCCCUUUGUCCGCCAGAGGUGCCAACGUGCCACCUUCCCCUUCCCCUGCUCACAGUGGCCUCACCUCGCCUACUCACCAGCCCAUCUCGCUCGGUCAGUCCCAGCCUGGUCGCCCACCAAGCUUCAGCCCUUCUGCCAGCUACGCUCACCACUCGCCUUCGCACUCUUUCAGCAAUCCCAUGAGCCCCGCCGCUCGUCAGUUUGAGCCACAACAGAAGCGACAGAACGCUGCCAUCCGUAUCGUAAACCCCGAGACGCAGGCUCCCGUCGACAUCCAGAGGAUCCAGAGGACGCCCUCCACUUCCCAAAAGUCCACCGCCCCUACUUCCGCAACCAGCUCACCCAGUAUCUCUAGGGCCUCUCCUGCCAUUGUUCAGCCUGUCCAGAGCAAGCCUGUCCGUAUGGAGACCCCCGAGGCUUUCAUGGCCCGCAUUCACGCAAACAAGGAGGAGGCUGCCAGAAAGAAGGCUGGCCAGGAGGGUGGCCCCAAAGACGCUGAUGCUGAAAAGAAGCAGAACAGCGACAAGGAUGCUGCUCCUGCUAACCAGAAGGCUGACCAAGAGGCAGCUGCCAAGAACGAGGCUCAAGAGAAGGCCGCCGCCGAACGCAAGGCUGCUGAACAAGCUCAAGCUCAAGCCAACGAGAAGGCCGAGGCUGAGAAGAAGCAACGCCAAGACAAGGAGAAGACCGAAGCCGAAGCCGAGGCUAAGGCCAAGGCUCAAGCUCAUGCUCAUGCUCAGCAGAAGGCUGAAGAGGCCAAAAAAACUGAAGAGGCCAAAAAAACUGAAGAGGCCAAAAAGGCUGAAGAGACCAAAAAGGCUGAAGAGGCCAAAAAGGCUGAAGAGGCCAAGGAGGCAGAAGAGGCCAAAAAGGCAGAAGAGGCCAAGGAGGCAGAAGAGACGGCCAAGGCCAAGGCUGACGCUGACGCUGCUGCUGCUGCUGCUGCUGCUGCCGCCGCUGCCGCAGCUACCGCCGCUGAAGCCAAGUCGUCUGCUGAGGAGGGCAAGACUAAGCCUGCUCCUAUCGACACCGAGAAGGCUUCGCUCCACCAGGAUGGCGACAAGGACGCAGCUGGUAUGCGCAGCUCGGUCGCCGACGUUGAGCGCAUGGCUCGUGAGGCUUCCUUGGUGCCUCCUUCCAGCCAGGAUGCUCCCAAGACGCCUGGCCUUCCUCAGACUCCCCGCACGCCUGGUACACCUGGUUUCGCCGGUCUUCCUGCCAAGCCUCUCAGCACCAUUGGCACGCCUUCCAACGGCAUCAAGCUCGACGGCGAAGCACUCGAGAAGAAGAAGAAGACUACUCCUGCCGCUUCUAGCGAUCCCCAAGGCGCUGCCGCCUCGCAGCACGCUCCUGCCAACAAGGCCGAGAGCUCUUCGUCCGGCGCUUCCUCUUCAUUGACCUCGGCCAAGUUCAUCGACAACUUCAACAAGGUCAGCUACCCCAACAACAUCAGCUCACCCAAGUCUGAGCUCAACGAGACUGCCGAACCAGGCAAGUUCCGUUACGACCGAGACUUCCUCUUGCAAUUCAUGAAUGUCUACACCGAAAAGCCUGCCGACCUGCCGCCAUUGGCUUCCAUCGGCAUGGAGAGCGGCGGCACGGGCGCCAGCUCUCGUCUCAACCGACGUGCCUCGGCGAUGGGCCCUCCUGCUGCUCCUAGCCGCGCUCAGGGUCUGGGAAUCAGUGGCUCUUCCAGCUUCGGCGGCAAGGGCGGCAUUGGCUCGUUCAGCCAUCCAGGCAAGACCAGCGAGGAGCGUUUCGCCGCUGCCUCGGGUCCUCGUGGUGGCGCUAUGGGUGCAUUCGGUGUCAUGGGCUCCUUCAACGCUGGAGUACGAUCCCAGCCUCUCUCGCGAACCGGCAGCGGUAGCACUGCUUUGCCUUCGCGUGACAUGAUGGGCACCGGUAUUCCUCAGGGUGGCCGAACCAAAAGCAACCGCGGCCGUCAACGUGAUCCCAACUCGAGCCGUGGUCCUCAAGUCAACCCUCCCGAGAAGGGAGGUCCCACGAUUCCUCUCGACCAGGUCGUGCCUCUGGCCAACUCGGAGAACCGAUGGAGCCGAGGUGCCUCUGUCAAGGCUGACUCGCCCGAGAUGGUGCAGCGAAAGGUCAAAGCUCUGCUCAACAAGCUCACCCUGGACAAGUUCGACUCGAUAUCCGACCAGAUCCUCGAAUGGGCCAACAAGUCCGUGUCCGAAGUUGAUGGCCGAACAUUGCGACAAGUCAUUCAGCUCAUCUUCGAAAAGGCUACCGACGAGGCUGCCUGGUCCGAGAUGUACGCUCGCCUUUGCUGCAAGCUCAUGGAGCAGGUCAGUCCCGAGGUCAAGGACGAGAGCCUUCGCACUUCCGAUGACAAGCCCGUUGUUGGUGGUAUCCUGUUCCGCAAGUACUUGCUCAACCGAUGUCAGGAGGACUUUGAGCGUGGUUGGGCUCAGCGCGACACUGCCAUCGCUGCUGCCAAGUCCAAGGAAGCUGAAGACAAGGCUAAAAAGGACAGCAACGACAAGGCCCAAGCCGAGACCAAGGCUGCCGAGGAGCGUGGUGAGAAGCCAUCAGACGCUCCCAAGGAAGCCGAGCUUUUGUCCGACGAGUACUACGAAGCUCAGAAGGCCAAGCGACGUGGUCUUGGUUUGGUUCGAUUCAUUGGUGAGCUCUUCAAGCUCGGCAUGUUGUCAGACCGUAUUAUGCAUGUCUGCAUCAGGAAGUUGCUCGCCAACGCCAUUGACCCCGAAGAGGAGGAGAUUGAGUCGCUCUGCAAGCUCAUGACCACUGUCGGUAAGCUGCUCGACAUCGAGAAAGCACGAGGACACAUGGAUAUCUACUUUGGUCGCAUGAGGAAUAUGUCCAUGAACGAGGCCACCAUCAACUCGCGUAUGCGAUUCAUGCUCGUCGAUGUCAUCGAGUUGCGAGAGUCCGGCUGGGUUCCGCGACACGACAACACUGCUCCCAAGACCAUUGCACAAAUUCACGCCGAGGCUGCCAAGCAGCAGCAGCAGCGCGACGUCGAGAACGCCGCACGUGCACGAGGCGGUCCCAUCUCCCGUGGUGGCUCCAAGCGUGGCCAAGCUCGUGGUGAUGGCCCUGAUGGCUGGAGCACCGUUGGUGGUGUUGCACCUCCACCUCGUCCCAGCAAGGCUGGUGAUCUUUCGCACUUUGGCAAGAUCGAGCGCGGCACCUCUGGGCGACCUUUGUCGUUCGGUCCCUCGACUAUGCUCGGCAGGAAGAACCCAGGCAAGGGAUCCGAGGACGGCAGCCAGCCCCCUACCCGCACCAGCUCGCAGACCAACAUGUUCUCCUUGCUUAACCAGGCUGGUGAGGGCGAAUCGGCGCCCGCUGAGGAGCCACAGCGACCUAAGCUCAACCUUCAGCCCCGUACCAAGCCUCUGCCAGGCGACGACAAGGAGGGUGAGGGUGAGGGUGAGGGUGAGGGUGAAGGCGAGGGCGAGGGCGAGGGCGAGGGCGAGGACAAAGGCAAAUCCACCGAGAUGUCGGAUGAAGAGGCCAAGCGCAAGAUCGCUAACGACAUCAAGGAGUUCCUCGAGAUCAAGGACGUCAAUGAGGGUGUCGAAGCCUUCAACGCUUUGCCAGCAUCACGACGAUCGCAGUUUGUUGACUCUAUCGUCAGUUCUGCCAUCGAGAAGAAGAAGGACGAUGUCGCCAACGUCGCUGCCUUGUUCGCCAAGCUCAACGAAGAGGGUCACCUCGACGAGGAGACUGCGGUCAAGGGCUUCGAGCCGCACAUGGAGUUCCUGGACGACGCUUCUAUCGACAUCCCCGCCAUCUACACAUUUGUCGCAGACUUGCUGGUGGGCGCCAAGGUGUCACAGGAGAAGAUUGAGGAGUUGGCAGGCAAGAUCGAGGGCGAUGGCCUAAAAACACCCAAGGACAAGCUUCUUGAAAAGGUUGCUGCUGCUCGAGGCUAA